AUGUCGACUGCCGCCCGACGUCGUCUCAUGCGCGACUUCAAGCGCAUGCAAACGGAUCCUCCUGCAGGUGUUUCCGCCUCUCCAGUCCCCGACAAUGUGAUGACAUGGAACGCCGUCAUUAUCGGUCCUGCGGACACCCCCUUCGAGGACGGAACCUUCAGACUCGUCAUGCAGUUUGAGGAGCAGUAUCCCAACAAGCCACCCCAGGUUAAAUUCAUCAGCCAAAUGUUCCAUCCCAACGUCUACGCCACGGGUGAGCUCUGUCUGGAUAUUCUGCAGAACCGAUGGAGCCCGACGUACGAUGUCGCCGCCGUAUUGACGAGCAUUCAAAGCCUGCUCAAUGACCCCAACACUGGUUCGCCUGCCAACGUCGAAGCCUCCAACCUCUACAAGGAUAAUAGGAAAGAAUAUACCAAGCGAGUGAGGGAGACUGUCGAGAAGAGCUGGGAGGAUUAA
Geosmithia morbida is the source of this 456-nucleotide messenger RNA. RefSeq names its product ubiquitin-conjugating enzyme E2 A. The coding region runs from base 1 to 456 and encodes 151 amino acids. Gene Ontology annotation, molecular function: ubiquitin conjugating enzyme activity. Gene Ontology annotation, biological process: proteasome-mediated ubiquitin-dependent protein catabolic process; protein polyubiquitination; DNA repair. NCBI's taxonomy places the organism in Eukaryota, Fungi, Ascomycota, Sordariomycetes, Hypocreales, Bionectriaceae. The transcript is spliced from 4 exons. The record is from RefSeq and is a predicted model, not a curated record. Gene Ontology annotation, cellular component: HULC complex.